Molecule: messenger RNA, 794 nt
Organism: Galleria mellonella (greater wax moth)
Lineage: Eukaryota; Metazoa; Arthropoda; Insecta; Lepidoptera; Pyralidae
Product: ceramide-1-phosphate transfer protein
Exons: 4
Coding region: 144-779 (211 amino acids)
Biological process (GO): intermembrane lipid transfer; ceramide transport
Cellular component (GO): cytosol; cytoplasm; membrane
Molecular function (GO): ceramide 1-phosphate transfer activity; ceramide 1-phosphate binding
Source: RefSeq, a predicted model, not a curated record
AUCGUUCAUUCCUUUGUGUUUUGAUGUGUGAUAUUUACAGUUUGCAUUUGCUUGCACUUUUUCAUUUCUUCUUUUCGUCUUUUUUUUAUCUUUAACACUUGUUUUCUUAGUUUAUCGUUUUGAAGUUUUUUCUUUCAUAAGAUAUGUCUAACGAUAAUAGUUUAGAUUUGCAUUACGUACAUCAAAGUUUUCAACGGAGUCUCAAAGAAAACGACGAUGUAGUAAUAGAGGCAUAUAUUGACGGCUAUAAUGAACUUGUGAAGUUCUUAAAUCUUAUCGGGACUGUGUUUUCGUUUGUUAGUAGUGAUGUUAAAAGUAAAAUUAAAGUUAUGGAGAAACACAAGGAAGGCGAAAAUGCUGUACAUUACGAAUCCUUUAAAAAGAUGAUGAAGUUUGAAAAGGAGACUAGUUUACAUGAGAAGAGCGGUUUCGUUUCCGGCUCACGGACCAUGCUACGUCUCCACAGAGGUUUAGAUUUUAUCAGAUUAUUUCUGAAACGAUUAAGUGAAUCAGACGAUACAGUGAGCACGUGUACCACGUGCCAGGGCUCUUAUAAUGAAACCCUGGCGGGUUUCCAUCCAUGGUACAUCAGGCAGGCCGCCACCCUCGCCAUGCAUGCACUGCCAACAAGACCUGACCUGCUCAAAAAGAUCUUCGGCACAGAUGAGAGCCUAUCAGCAGCGUUGUCUGUCCUACCGCAAAUGUUAACAUCAUGCGACGAAGUGUACCGGCGCGUACAACAGCUUUACACGGACUUUGAAUUCCACGAGUUACCAUAAACACUCCCUCUACAA